UUAGGGCUUUGUUCGAAUAUCAGACUCUCAGAGAUGAGCAAGACGAGUGAAGAGAUUGAGAUUUUGCAGGGCGAUUCAAGAGAAGAACGAUUGAGGAAUUUUAUCGCUUGGUUUCCGGAGGAGGAUAAAAUUAAAUGGGAUGCCCACUACUACGUUGAUGAGGAUGGUGACCAUUCGAUGACUUUUGAGGAAUAUCAGAGUCACCGCCUUGACAUGAUCGAAACUGAUGGCUUCGACGUUCAGGACUAUUCAAAAGUUGGCGAUAUUGGAGUGCUUCUUCGGGUUCACAACCCCCCAGAAAAACCAGCUUGUGAAAAAAUUGUAGCUGAACUGCAAGAAUGCUCGGGUCGCGCCAUUGCCCACUACAACAAGGAACAUAAGACACAUUAUCGUGACGUGCAUGUGUUGAAGGCAAACUCGGAAGCUCUUUGUCCUUACAGGUACUAUAUCACGUUUCAAGCAUUGGACCCAGAAGACAAACAGACCGUCUUUCAGGCAAGAGUGAAUAUCUGUUUCCCUGAUUUCGAAAGAGUGGUCGAGUUGGUUAGGAUCAAGCCUACUAAGCUCAACCCUGUUUUCCUUCCUAAACUAGCUCUCAGGGGAGGCCAAAGUUCCGGACUUGUUUCAACGUCUGCUUCGUCAUCUGCUACCUGAUCAAUGUCCAUGAACCCAUAUGUUAUGUAUCUAACUAUCUAUCUUAUGAUAAAAUGUUUAAG
Messenger RNA from Daucus carota subsp. sativus, 716 nucleotides. RefSeq lists its product as uncharacterized. The transcript is spliced from 4 exons. Bases 34 to 654 code for a protein of 206 amino acids. Lineage: Eukaryota; Viridiplantae; Streptophyta; Magnoliopsida; Apiales; Apiaceae. The record is from RefSeq and is a predicted model, not a curated record.